AUGAAGUUUCUUGCCAUCUUCAGUCUCUCUGUCUCAGUGGCGGCUUGCAAAAGCACACCGCCACCAGCAAAGUCAGCCAAGGUGGACGUCCACGCCCAUCUUGUGCCUGAUUUCUACGCGGAUGCUUUGAGGGAGGCUGGCCAUGUACCUGGUCCCGAUGGAAUGCCCGGUAUUCCUACCUGGGAUGCCGAGUCUCAUUUGACGUUCAUGAAGGAGAACAACAUUGAGAGAUCAAUCUUGUCGAUUUCAAGCCCUGGAGUUUACCUGAAUGUUCCUUCAAAGACCGCCACUCAGAAGGCUAUCAGCCUUGCACGACAGGUCAACAAGUACGGAUCUGAGUUGAAAGCCAAGUACCCCAAGGAGUUCGGCUACUUCGCUUCUCUGCCUCUGCCCGACAUUCAGGCCUCGUUGAAGGAGAUUCAGUACUCCUUUGGCGAGCUCGACCCAAAGCCCGAUGGUGUUGUGAUGAUGUCCAACUACUACGGAUUGUACCUUGGAGACCGCGAUCUUGAGCCCAUCUACGAGGCUCUGAACGAGCUCAACGUCACCAUUUUCGAGCACCCCACAACGCCUUGCACUGAAUUCCAAGGAAUGCGAUUCGAUAUCGACAAGGACGCGCCCACUAUUUCUCAACAGCAAUGGCAAGCCCUCAACCGACCUGUGGCCGUUCGCCAGUUCGCUGCCCCCACCCUCGACUUUCCCUUUGAGACUGCACGAACAUUCGCCGACUUGUUCUACACCAGCAUGCCAACCAAGUUCCCCAACCUCAAGUGGAUCAUGUCUCACGCUGGUGGUGGUCUUAUCCCCACCCUGGACCGAAUCGUCACUUACAGCGCUCUGUACCCCGGCUUGAACCUUACCGAGGAGUCGAUGAAGGAAACCCUUGCUAAGAACUUCUUCUUCGACCUUGCUGGCCCCUGGCCUGUCAACUUUGCUAUCCCUGCUCUGCUGCGAUGGGUCGACUACACUAGGAUCGUUUGGGGUUCGGAUACUGUUUUUACACCUAUGAAGCAAGCUGCCAAGUAUGCUGCUGCUUUUGACAAGGAGGUGGAUGUUGUCUUUAACGAUCCUGUUAAGGCAAACGCUGUGCGAGCGACCAACGCACAAAACCUGUUCAAAUAG
Molecule: messenger RNA, 1122 nt
Organism: Fusarium pseudograminearum CS3096
Lineage: Eukaryota; Fungi; Ascomycota; Sordariomycetes; Hypocreales; Nectriaceae
Exons: 2
Coding region: 1-1122 (373 amino acids)
Biological process (GO): secondary metabolic process
Cellular component (GO): cytoplasm; cytosol
Molecular function (GO): hydrolase activity; carboxy-lyase activity
Source: RefSeq, a predicted model, not a curated record